Messenger RNA from Felis catus (domestic cat), 3372 nucleotides. It is a transcript of the gene CA1H5orf22, whose product is annotated as chromosome A1 C5orf22 homolog. NCBI's taxonomy places the organism in Eukaryota, Metazoa, Chordata, Mammalia, Carnivora, Felidae. The transcript has 9 exons. Bases 387 to 1748 code for a protein of 453 amino acids. The record is from RefSeq and is a predicted model, not a curated record.
UUAAUUAGUAGACCUUGGGGAUUAUCCGGAUAUGAAAGAGGGAAGGAGCGGGCUCCGGAUUUAUGGAUGGAGAAAGUUAAGAGGAGAGGCGGGAAGUUGGGUUUCCCAGGAUCUAGAGAUAGAGUGUACAGACCCGAGCAAAAGCCAAGCGUGGGCUAAGCGUUGCUGUCCACUUCCGGUUUAAAUCUAGAGCCGCAGAGCUUGACAGACUACCUAGCCCGGCUCCACCAGCCUAAGGUGUGGAAAAGGCCAGGAGACCCAGGGUGGCUUGAACACACCCUUAAUGCCAGAAUGUGUCUUCAUUACCCGUUUUUUUUUUUCCUGAGAGCCCAUCUGUUUACCCGCUUCAUCUGAGUUUGUGUUGGGGGGCAAGAUGGCAGCAAGAGAUGCCCAUUGAAGGCCUUUGGAGGUGCAACCUGGAACUUCAAGCUGGAGAACGUUAUCUAAACCCACCUAGGACGAACAGAUUUUGUAUUUGCCUACCGUUUAACUAUUCGGUCCUACCUUACAUAUACCGGGCCAUUGGCUCAAAGCAUCUUCCUGCCAGUAAUAUAAGUUUUGUGCAUUUCGAUUCACAUCCAGACCUCCUUAUUCCUGUGAAUAUGCCAGCUGACACUGUGUUUGACAAGGAAACACUUUUUGGAGAAUUAAGUAUUGAGAAUUGGAUUAUGCCUGCGGUUUAUGCUGGCCAUUUUUCUCAUGUUCUAUGGCUUCAUCCCACGUGGGCUCAGCAAAUCAGAGAGGGAAAACAUCACUUUUUAGUAGGCAGAGACAUUUCUACCACAACCAUCAGGGUUACAAGUACGGAUCAUUACUUUUUAAGUGACGGUCUUUAUGUAACUGAAGACCAGCUAGAGAACCAAAAACCUUUGCAAUUGGAUGUGAUUAUGGUGAAACCUUACAAACUCUGUAACAAUCAAGAAGAAAAUGAUGCAGUGUCUUCUGCUAAGAAGCCAAAGCUAGCACUGGAAGAUGCAGAAAACACUGCCUCUACUAACUGUGGCUCUUAUUCAGAAGGACUGGAAAAGGACACAGUGACACAGAAGAAGGGCCAAACUUGCCUAGAGCAGUCAUGCCCAUGCUUUUCUGAAAACCAAGAAUGCCAGACAACAGUCAGCACUGGGGAAAUUCUAGAAAUUUUGAAGAAAGGGGAUGCAUUUGUUUUGGAUAUUGACUUGGAUUUUUUUUCAGUCAAGAAUCCCUUCAAAGAAAUGUUCACUCAGGAAGAAUACAAAAUCUUACAAGAGUUGUACCAAUUUAAAAAGCCUGAUACCAACCUGACCGAGGAAGAUUUGGUAGAUUGUGUUGAUACUCGAAUUCAUCAGUUAGAAGAUUUAGAAGCUGCUUUUGCUGAUUUGUGUGAUGGUGAUGAUGAAGAAACUGUACAGAAAUGGGCUUCAAACCCUGGAAUGGAAUCACUAAUUCCACUUGUACAGAGUUUGAAAAAACGGAUGGAAGUACCAGACUAUGAAAUGGUUCACCAGGCUGGUCUAACCUGUGAUUAUUCAGAACUUCCUCACCAUAUCAGCACAGAACAAGAAAUUGAGUAUCUUAUUCAGUCUGUAUAUUAUUUACUGAAAAAUUUACCAAAACCUACUCUCGUGACAAUUGCAAGGUCAAGUCUGGACGAUUACUGUCCUUCUGAGCAAGUCGACACCAUUCAAGAAAAAGUCCUUAAUGUGCUGAGCUCCCUGUAUGGGGCUGUAGACAUUCACCUGGUGUAUUUAGCAGAGUGUUCUCCAUCUUGAAACAACACAACACUAGGUUCCUAUAACAUCUUGAUGUAAUAACAGGGUUUUCAUUAACUUAUUAUAAAUGAGUCUUCCAGAGAAGACUUUUGUUUUUAUAUUAACUUUGUUAAAAUCUUUCAGAUAGUUUGAAUCUCAAACAGAUCUUAUCAGUUGUUGAAUGAUGACAAUUUUUUUUUUUUUUACAUCAGUUCUACCCUCCCCCCCCAAUUGAUUGUUGCUUAUUUUUCUUCCUUUCCAUCAUAGUCUUCCUCAUUUUGUGCGGGUUGUUUUUUCCCCCUAGGUCAGUUGGACUGUACAAAAUUCAUUUAUUCACUCAACCAACUGACAUUUAUUGAGCAUUUACAUGUGCCAAACAUAAUUAAGUGCUGGGUAUAUGGUGAUGAACAGGAUAGACAAGGCCCCCUGCCCUCUUAGGGGAUGGCUAAGAAACAAAUUAUGGAUUACGAAAAGUAUUAUGAAGGAGCAACCACAAACAUGUCUUAGGCAUCCUCUUAGAACUCAAGGCAUCCUGGCAGGAUAAGAAAGUAACAUCCUCAAAAGCUACCAAGAAAAUAAAUAAAUAAACUUGCUAGUCCAUGAAAAUGUUGCAGGAAUCCUACCUUUCCAAGACUGUCAGGGUUGUGGUGCAGCUGUUGUGGCAAACUCACGUUAUUGUUGGUAUGGAGAAGGUCUAUUUGAGCAGUCAACAAAACAAAAAUUUUCUUUGCUAAUCAGAAAAGCCCUUCAGGGUUUUUGGUGCCUCCAGAUGAUCAGUAUUGGCAUCGAUUAUCGUUAUAGUUCCUAAGUGCCACUUUAUUGGCAGUCUGGGUUGAUAAUUUCUUCAAAUAAACUAGCUUUUAAUGUAAAUAGUAGAAAAAAAGGUAAAUCCUUAAUUCUGACCUACGGUAAAUACCCAAAGACAUAACUGCCUUCCACCAGCCUCCCCGUGAGGAAGAGACCCUAUCUGAGUCCCUCUAAAUCAUAGAACUUUCCAUUUGCUUAAUUUACCAAAGUCUUCCCGUCUUCAGCAUUCCCCAUGUUCAGCAAUUAUUUUUCACUACAUAAUUUCUUUUUCUUUAAAAGGUAGGAUGGCAUUUAAAGGGGGAAAAAAAAACAUCCAUCCAUUCCUCAGUCCUAACAUAGCAUUUGUUUUCAUUUUGCAUGUUACUGUCAGGCCUUGACCACAUGUGUACAUGUGCAGCUGCAUGUAACUGCAAUUGUAUGUUACCUAAUUUGAUGGCUAAUACCCAAGAUCACAUUACCAUUGCCACUCAAUAGAUGGCACCAGAUCCCAUUUUUCCAAUGAUGCUAUUUUCCUGCGAAUUUUUCUCGUCACCAAUUUCCCAAGGCUGAUAGCGUGAAUGCCUAUUUCUGUUGUGAAAAGCAAAGCAAAGUGAUUCAGCUUUCUAUUUUGAUAGAACUUUAUGUGCCAAAAAGUUUUCUCUGUAAAAUCAGAAUUGCAAAAGAGUGCUAUUUAUUUUUAAGUUUUGAAAAAAUUUUAUUAGAAUUCUAUAAACGGAUGUUACUUUUAUGAGUAAAUUAUUUUGUGUGCUAAAAUAAAUAAAAAGGUAUGUUUUGAGAUUUUAAAGAUUUAAAACAAAAAACAAAAAUUAAAAAAAUAAAGAUUUAAAAUCAAACCGUA